GCAGGGCAGAGUAGCGGAGUCCAGGCUUCCAGCCGCGCCGAGCUAAGCGAGGAGCAGCGCCAAAGCUGCGAUGCUGCGGUUGCGCCAUCUGUCAGGAGCCUGGGGGGCGGCGGCGGCGGCGGCGGCGGCGAUAGUGGAAGGAGGGGAGGAGACCGACUGAGGCGGCUUUUCCUUAAGACUUGCAUUUGGGGGAGAAAAUCAAAGGGAGGAAACGGGAGCCCGAACCCAUCUCCCCCGGACGAGCACCGCGAGGCUGCCCACGCGCCGAACAAAGCUGCGGCCGCCUUCUUCGUCUCGGCGUCCUUCACUGCUGAGGCAGGGACUUUUGACGCCCACCCGUUUCCUUCCCCCCACCCCCCCACCCCCUCCUCCGCCGUCUUUCGGUCCUCGCGUUCGUUAAGAGCGAGCUCCGGAGCUGGCGGGAAGUGAGCGAGCGAAGAGACCUGGAGAGCUUUUCAUGAGGGACUCCUCCUGCCUCCGCCCUUAGGAUCCUGCAGAGAGAAAGAGAGAGAGAGAGGAGGCAAACGGAGGGGAGGGGGCGUUGGUGAGAAAGGGGCUCUGCAGACCAAGUCCUGCUGCGUUUCAGACUCUGUCUUAAAGAAAGUACCGAAAAAAUGUGGUGAACAAAAGCUCGUUGCAUUUUCAGGGGGGAAACUUGUGACAGAAAGGGAACUGAAGGUGGUUGGAAGAGCAACAUAAAAGCAAAGGAGCAGUGGGUGGAAGCAAAACUCAUUCAAGGAUUUUAGAUAAUGGGCUGUGUGCAAUGUAAGGAUAAAGAAGCAACAAAACUGACCGAUGAGAGGGAUGGUAGUUUAAAUCAGAGUUCGGGUUAUCGCUAUGGAACAGAUCCUACCCCUCAGCAUUACCCAAGUUUUGGUGUGACUUCAAUUCCAAACUACAACAAUUUCCCCACAGCUGGAGGACAAGGAUUGACAGUCUUUGGUGGUGUCAAUUCUUCAUCACAUACUGGUACAUUGCGCACAAGAGGAGGAACAGGUGUAACUCUUUUUGUAGCUCUAUAUGAUUAUGAAGCAAGAACAGAAGAUGAUUUAAGUUUUCAUAAAGGAGAAAAAUUCCAGAUACUUAACAAUUCGGAAGGAGAUUGGUGGGAAGCCCGAUCCCUGACUACUGGAGAAACUGGUUAUAUUCCCAGUAAUUAUGUGGCUCCAGUUGACUCCAUCCAAGCAGAAGAAUGGUACUUUGGGAAACUUGGGCGAAAAGAUGCUGAGAGGCAGCUGUUGUCCUUUGGAAAUCCACGAGGAACCUUCUUGAUUCGUGAAAGUGAAACCACCAAAGGUGCCUAUUCAUUGUCCAUUCGUGAUUGGGAUGAUAUGAAAGGUGACCAUGUCAAACAUUAUAAAAUCCGUAAGCUUGACAGUGGAGGAUAUUACAUUACAACCAGGGCACAGUUUGAAACUCUUCAACAACUUGUUCAGCAUUAUUCAGAGAGAGCUGCGGGUCUUUGCUGCCGCUUAGUAGUCCCUUGUCAUAAAGGAAUGCCAAGGCUUACUGACCUGUCUGUCAAAACCAAAGAUGUCUGGGAAAUUCCACGAGAAUCACUACAGUUGAUCAAGAGACUGGGAAAUGGGCAGUUUGGGGAAGUAUGGAUGGGUACUUGGAAUGGGAAUACUAAAGUGGCAAUAAAGACAUUGAAGCCUGGCACUAUGUCCCCAGAAUCAUUCCUGGAAGAAGCCCAGAUCAUGAAAAAGCUAAAGCAUGACAAACUGGUCCAACUUUAUGCUGUGGUAUCAGAAGAACCCAUCUACAUUGUCACAGAAUAUAUGGGUAAAGGAAGCUUGCUAGAUUUCCUAAAAGAUGGCGAAGGAAGAGCUCUGAAAUUGCCAAAUCUGGUAGACAUGGCAGCACAGGUUGCUGCAGGUAUGGCUUAUAUAGAGCGAAUGAAUUACAUACACAGAGAUCUGCGUUCUGCAAACAUCCUGGUGGGGAAUGGUCUAAUAUGCAAAAUUGCUGAUUUUGGAUUAGCAAGAUUAAUUGAAGACAAUGAAUACACAGCCAGACAAGGUGCAAAAUUUCCUAUCAAGUGGACUGCUCCAGAAGCUGCAUUAUAUGGAAGAUUUACAAUAAAGUCUGAUGUUUGGUCCUUUGGGAUAUUACUUACAGAAUUAGUAACAAAAGGGAGAGUACCAUAUCCAGGUAUGAAUAAUCGUGAAGUCCUAGAACAGGUAGAAAGAGGAUACAGAAUGCCAUGUCCUCAAGAUUGCCCAAUAUCUCUACAUGAGCUCAUGAUCCAUUGCUGGAAAAAAGACCCAGAAGAGCGGCCAACUUUUGAGUACUUGCAGGGUUUCCUGGAAGACUACUUUACGGCAACUGAACCCCAAUACCAACCAGGUGAUAACCUGUAAUUUGCAGGGCUGCGCAAACCAGUUGCCAGGUGUUACAUUUGCAAUUGACAUAGGUUGAAUGGUUCAAGGCUGUAUCUUAGAGCACCAAAUAUACUGAAGCCAGAAGAUGAGAACUUCUAAAACUAUGUGUCCUAAAAAUCUGAAUUUCUCCGAACAGAAAGGUGAACACGUGGGGGUUUUUUUCUUAAUCAAAGACUUUGAAACUACAUUGUUUUAAUGUUAUGUAAACUGCAAAAUCUUUGUUCACUGUAAAUAAUAAUUCAGUGCCAAUAAUUUAUCCUAGUGCUUUCCUUUUUUAAAACAAAAUGCAGAAUUAUGUGAUUUUAACUAGUUUUCUCCUGAUUCAACGAAAGUAUUAUUUUCCAGAAGUGGCCUCUUUUUGUCUACAUUUUUUCAUAUUCUAACAAAAUAAAAUCAGGACCAGUGUUUGGAGGUUUGUUUUGUUUCUUUUAUAUAUAGAAAUAUGUAAAAUAUAUACAUACCUGUAUAUAUAGUCCACAGGUGCUAUAUAGCUAAAGGAAAUUCAUUUCAGAAACAGAUUCCAUAAUGCUAAA
Messenger RNA from Pseudonaja textilis, 2917 nucleotides. RefSeq names its product FYN proto-oncogene, Src family tyrosine kinase (gene FYN). The record is from RefSeq and is a predicted model, not a curated record. Gene Ontology annotation, molecular function: protein tyrosine kinase activity; protein binding; ATP binding. NCBI's taxonomy places the organism in Eukaryota, Metazoa, Chordata, Lepidosauria, Squamata, Elapidae. Gene Ontology annotation, biological process: protein phosphorylation.